Messenger RNA from Acromyrmex echinatior (Panamanian leafcutter ant), 1013 nucleotides. It is a transcript of the gene snf, whose product is annotated as U1 small nuclear ribonucleoprotein A snf. Gene Ontology annotation, molecular function: RNA binding. The record is from RefSeq and is a predicted model, not a curated record. NCBI's taxonomy places the organism in Eukaryota, Metazoa, Arthropoda, Insecta, Hymenoptera, Formicidae.
GUUGAAUACGUGCAAGAUAUUAUGUUAUACAACACACGUAGGUAUAUAACGUACCUACGUAGAUGAUACAUAUGUUGGAUUUGACAGAACGUGCCAAUCAGAUUAGAACUCACUGAGCGCUCAGUGAAUGAUUGCACAUCUGGAUGCAACUAAUCACAUAGAAAUUAUCUUGAAUGAGCAACUUCUCUGUGAGGAACUUUCGACAUCCAAACACAUGAUGGAAAGACAAAUCAUAAGAUAAAGUAUUUAACAUUGACUUUUGGUCAAAAUGGAUAUUCGUCCAAAUAAUACAAUUUACAUCAAUAAUUUAAAUGAAAAGAUUAAGAAGGAAGAAUUAAAGAAAUCAUUGUAUGCUAUUUUUUCUCAAUUUGGUCAAAUUUUGGAUAUCGUAGCUUUAAAAACAUUAAAGAUGCGUGGACAGGCGUUUGUUAUUUUCAAAGAAAUAGCAAGUGCUACAAAUGCCUUAAGAUCAAUGCAAGGUUUCCCAUUCUAUGACAAACCAAUGAGAAUACAAUAUGCUAAAACUGACAGCGAUAUAAUCGCUAAAAUGAAAGGCACCUUUGCAGAACGUCCAAAGAAACCAAAGCGAGUUAUUCCAGUAGCAGACGAAGAAGCCAAACGUGCCAAGAAACGUGCAAAAGAGCAAGCAAAACAUUCACAACAAAUUGGUUAUCAUGCUAGUAUACCCCAACAUUCAGGACUUGUCAAUGCCGCUGUUCCUGAACAGCCACCUAAUCAAAUAUUGUUCUUAACAAAUCUGCCUGACGAGACAAGUGAAAUGAUGUUAUCAAUGCUGUUUAAUCAAUUUCCGGGUUUCAAAGAAGUGCGCUUGGUACCUAAUCGGCAUGAUAUCGCAUUUGUUGAAUUUGAAAAUGAAGUUCAAUCUGGUGCAGCAAAAGAUGCUCUUCAAGGUUUUAAAAUUACACCUUCCCAUGCAAUGAAAAUAUCAUUUGCAAAGAAAUAGCUUUAUAAUAUUUUAUAUUAUCCAUAUUAUAUAUAUAAUAAAAUAGAAG